GUAUAUAAUUAAGCAUUUGCAUGGGAGAGAUAUAGCUCUUUAUCCUCCUACCUAUUCUUAUAUUCUGCCCUCUUUAAGAACUAAGCCCAUUACUUGAAUUGACGACCAGGCUAUUUAUUACUAUCAUAAUAUCAACAUGGCCUCGGAAUCUGGCCUAAUAAGUUCUAAUGCAUAUCUUGAAGAUGUGCCAGAAGUGGAAGCUACGUUUCGCUUUACAGACUCUGAUAGCCUGAGAAGAACCCUUCGCGAGUUCUCUUACACCACAAGGGAUCGUGACGAACUUAGUGACAAGACUGUUCUCGUUACAGAAUUCCCGCCCGAGAGCUUCAUUAUCGACAGUGACGAAGAGUACGAAGAGUCUCCUAUCCCAAAAUCCUAUAAGGCCCUAUAUCUCGAAGAUGUAAGAAUCCUCGUCCUCGUCAUGCGGGGGCUCCCUCGCGAAGUAGCCAGUCAGCAUUUUGGAGUGAAACUCGGUAUAAAACUAAAUGGCAUGAACUGCUUGGAGGAAAUUAUUCUGACCGGAGGAGCGACACGUGCACUACGUGGUGUUAGAAAAGAGCCAGAUGGAUCGUGGGGCCCGAGAGGCAAAGAGUACAGCACUUGUGUACUAGAAUCAGGGGUUUCGGAGAGCAACCGCGCACUGCAGCGCGAUGCCAGGAUAUGGUUGGAGCACGAAGAAUCUCAUGUAUCGCAAGUGGUCACAAUAAAGAUUCACCGCGUACGACCAGAGAUUGUUUUUAGCGUGUGGAAGGCAACAGAGGAAGAGAUAUCAACUCAACGUCGCUCAUUUUCAGAACAAGAGGUUCUUGUGACACUAACACAUGGGCGACUAACGGCAGAUGGAAGACUUUGUCUCUCGUUUGAGGAGCUUUUUGAGCGGCCACCACGGCCUGGGACACGAGAGUGCGAUAUCGUCUUUUCUCCUGAUUCGCAUCUAGUGAAGAAGAUAGGAGCGGUGAGAAACUGA
This is a messenger RNA of Amorphotheca resinae ATCC 22711, 967 nucleotides long. RefSeq lists its product as hypothetical. Lineage: Eukaryota; Fungi; Ascomycota; Leotiomycetes; Helotiales; Amorphothecaceae. The transcript is spliced from 2 exons. The coding region runs from base 137 to 967 and encodes 276 amino acids. The record is from RefSeq and is a predicted model, not a curated record.